CUCCCUCUCCCGCCCCUGGAGCUCAGCGGCUCAGACCGCGGUGGGGGCGCGCAGAGAGCGGACUAGACUCCGCUCCCCUAGGCAGCGUGCCAUGGCCCCGGGCCUGCGCGGCCUCCCGCAGCGCAGCCUCUGGCUGCUCCUGGUGCACCACCUGUUCGCGGCAGCCAGCCAGCCCGCGCCCGGCGCCCUCCUGCGGGAGCUCUGCCUCGCCCCGUUCCAGGCGGAGAUGGAGGCCGUGGGGACCACUCUCUGGUGCGACUGGGACAAGACCAUCGAGAGCUACGGCGAGCUCACAGACUGCACCAAGCACGUGAUGGAAAACCUGGGCUGCUUCUGGCCAAACGCGGCGGUGGACUCGUUCUUCGUCGCUGUGCACCGGCACUACUUCAGGGGCUGCCCCGUCUCCGGCAGGGCCGUGCAGGACCCGCCUGGCAGCAUCCUCUGCCCCCUGAUCGUGGUGCCCAUCCUGAUGACCCUGCUCAUGACCGGGCUGGCAGUCUGGGGAAGCAAGCGCACAGAAGGCAUCGUGUAGGCCGCGGCCCGGGAGCUGCCGGAACACGGAGGCUGCGGGCAGGCAGGGAGGCCGACAGCUUGGGGCCCGGCCUGGGGAUAGUGUCCCGGGGCCCGAGGGCAGCGCUGCCCUGAGUCCCCUGCUUCUACCUGAGACCAGCUGACAGGAUCUCGCAGUCGGGGCGGUGCAGGCCGCCCUAGCAAGGGGCCGGGUGCUGGGGGAGCAGGGCGGGCCUGUCACCAUUACUGGGAAGGUUCCACCAUGUUUGUAGGCCGCCCUCAGCUCUGCUCCCACCUCUGGCCAGACUGGGGACGAGUAGUUUGUGAUUAAAAGGAUGUCCUUGAA
This is a messenger RNA of Artibeus jamaicensis (Jamaican fruit-eating bat), 856 nucleotides long. RefSeq names its product receptor activity modifying protein 1 (gene RAMP1). The record is from RefSeq and is a predicted model, not a curated record. Gene Ontology annotation, molecular function: coreceptor activity. Gene Ontology annotation, biological process: protein localization to plasma membrane; cellular response to hormone stimulus; G protein-coupled receptor signaling pathway. Bases 92 to 532 code for a protein of 146 amino acids. The transcript is spliced from 3 exons. Lineage: Eukaryota; Metazoa; Chordata; Mammalia; Chiroptera; Phyllostomidae. Gene Ontology annotation, cellular component: signaling receptor complex; cell surface; membrane.